Komagataella phaffii GS115 is the source of this 1734-nucleotide messenger RNA. RefSeq lists its product as hypothetical. Lineage: Eukaryota; Fungi; Ascomycota; Pichiomycetes; Pichiales; Pichiaceae. The coding region runs from base 1 to 1734 and encodes 577 amino acids. The record is from RefSeq and is a predicted model, not a curated record. The transcript has a single exon.
AUGUCAGUGAAGCAAGCUGUGUUGGAGGUGAUUAACGAGUCCUUUGAAGAGAUACCUCUAGAUGAAAGUAGCGUCGGCCCUUUUGGCAAGAAGUAUAAGACUAUUGGUAGGCUUGCUGGUAGAUCGGAACCCAUAAUAGACGAAUCGAAGGUACUUAAUAACCUCACCAAAUCUCAGCAGUUUAGAGUUAGGCGGAAGAUCAUGAACAAAGCUAUCAAAAACCAAUUGCGACAAACGAACUCGGCUUGUGGCAAAGUGAACGACGACCUUAGUGAGGAUGAGAUUCCAGAAAAUAUGAUCGUUUACAACGUUCCAAUGACGAGAUCAUUGCAGUGUUUGACAUCAAAAGAAAAUUUGCUUGUUUUUCCGCCUACUCCCAGUGAAGACCCCACAAAUAGACCUCGAUCUAUAGACUCUUCCAGAUGCAACUCUAACAGGUCCUCAUUGUUUUCCUUGAACACCAAUUGCUCCGAGCUCUCCCAAAUUGAUCAGGAAUACGAUAGAGUCUUGGAGGGAAUGGACCCUGACGCCAAGUUUCUGACUAUCGCCUUUAAUAGUAGCAACUUAAUGGCUCAGAAUGAAGAAAGCACCCAAAGAAACUUCUAUCUACAAAAAAUGAAACAACAGCACAAUUAUUUGGUUGGCUCUCAUAAGGAGUCACACGUUCACUCUCAGAGAACGUUGAACUAUAAAACAUUCACAAGACAACUAGAUUUACCUCCAAAAUCCAAGUAUGAAAUGGAGUGUCAUCAGAGAGAGUAUGAGCAAAUUCUAUAUGCAUCUGCUCAAAAGGAAAAGUUGCUGGAACAGCAACGAUUGAAACAGAAUGAAAAAAUUAUAAGAGAACGAAAAAAGUCUUUAGAGAUAUGGAAGGACUACGUUCUCCCCAAAUAUGAACACAUGAUACAGCUUCCAAUUAUCAGGGAAUUAUGGUGGAAAGGCAUACCAAAAUCAAUUCGUCGUGACAUAUGGGUUAAACAGAUUGGGAAUAAGUCUAGUGUUUCUAAUACCUCUCAACUAAUUGAAAUGGCUAAGAAGCGUCUUAUAUUGGAUGAUAGGUUAUUUUCCAAUAUUAUCCUAGAUAUUCCAGAGUCAGAACAAAAGUCUGUUAUUUUGAUUUGCACAGCAUUUCUAUUAUACUAUGAAGAACACAGUUUUAAGCCAGUUGAUACUAAAGUUUUGGCCGGGGUGGUUUCCUUGUUAUUUGAGAAUAUAGGCAGUAUGGAGAAAACACUUACAGCUGCUAUCAAUCUGUUUACGAGGACAUACCCGCAUUCGAUUACUCAAAAUCUGAAUCCGGAUUACCUGCAGGCUCAUUAUGCCUCUUUUGAGAGGAUGUUGUUCAAAACCAACAAUUCACUGUACAACCACUUCAAGAUUGUGAAUCUUUCUCCAUCGGAAUAUCUGCCACUACUUGGUACUACAUUCUUUACAAGUCAGCUUUCUAGGGAGGUAUGUGAAAGAUUGAUGGACGUUUACUUGUUUGAAGGAGAAACUUUUCUUUUGAGAUCAACGUUGGCUCUUUUCAACGUAAUCAACUACAAAUUAUUCGGAACCAAGAAGGAAAUCAUCGAGGUUUUAGGUAUUGACUGCCUGAAAAACUUGAAUAAGCAUAUCUUUGACCCCAAAGAAUGCGCCAGACGAUUAUCCACAGAAAGUCUCAUAGGAUUUAGAUAUAUGGACGUUGGAUCCACAGAAGAAUUUAUAGCAAAAGUCAGGAACGUUUUGCAUUGA